This is a messenger RNA of Etheostoma spectabile (orangethroat darter), 849 nucleotides long. RefSeq names its product polyamine modulated factor 1 (gene pmf1). Lineage: Eukaryota; Metazoa; Chordata; Actinopteri; Perciformes; Percidae. Gene Ontology annotation, cellular component: MIS12/MIND type complex. The record is from RefSeq and is a predicted model, not a curated record. Bases 47 to 739 code for a protein of 230 amino acids. Gene Ontology annotation, biological process: chromosome segregation. The transcript has 5 exons.
CGUAGAUUUGGCGGGUACUGCAAAACAUAAACAGAGGAAGCAGAAAAUGGAGGAAAGCAAACCCGCAACACAGGACACAGUAGUUAAUAUUUGUGAUGAAGACUCCGCUGAAAAACAGGUUAACGAAGCUACAGGAGAAGUGUCCUCACGGAUGUCAAACCCUGGAUCGGUUUCUAAAUCGUCCGAAGACACGGAAGCUCGGUAUAAAAGGCUAAAGUUGUUCGACAAAGUGAUGCAGCAGAGCCUGCAAAAGUUCCUCGACUAUGCCAGUUUUAACAGAUUUGCUAGCACCUUUCGUCCGCUUUACAAGAAGAACCCGCAGAGGAUGGAGAGCAUUCACAAGCAGUUCAUUGAGGAGAUGCGGAAGACUAUACAGGAGGACAUCAGCAGACUGAUUGAAGAAGGCCGGUUAGAGUUCAAACUGAAUGAGCUGGACAAACUGGAGAGGGCCGCCAAGAACAAUAAAGACCCUGCAUGGCGGCCGAGUGGGGUUCCUGAGCAGGACUUUUGCAGUUUUUUGAUGCCAUACUUUCAAAAGCAGGAGGCCUAUAUGCGACUGGAGCUGAAAAAGAUUCAAGCAGAGAAUGCUGCCCUAGCACAGAAGGUUCAGGCUGGUAGAGAAAGUGUUGCUCAGACUGAACAUCAUAUUUCUUCCAAUGUUGAUGAGUGGAAGGCAUCAGUCACAGAGUUUGAAAGACUGGCAUCUUCUCUCUGCCCUGCUGAUGCAUUUGAUGCGUGAUCUUCAAAUUAUUUGACCUGCAGAUGUAUCAACUAACUUAACUGUACAUAUCGACGUUGUUUACUUUGCCUUUUUGUCUGGAAUUAAACUUAUAAUCUUCGAAAUAAAAA